AUGCGUCUGAGUCCGCGUGAAGAAGAGCAUCUGAUGCUGCAUACGGCUGGGGCUCUGGCCCAGAAGCGACUGGCACGUGGUCUCCGUCUUAACUACUCGGAGAGCGUGGCGUUGCUGGCCACGCAAGUGCUCGAGCUCAUCCGGGACGGCAAGACGGUGGCUGAACUCAUGACGCUUGGCGCGCAGAUGCUCGGUCGACGACAAGUAAUGGAAGGUGUGGCCUCCAUACUGGACGAAGUGCAAGUGGAAGGCACGUUCCCGGACGGUACCAAGCUCGUGACCAUCCACAAUCCGAUCUCCAACCUGGACGGAGACUUAUCGCUGGCUCUGUAUGGGUCCUUCCUACCUGUACCGAAGCUCGAGGUCUUUGGCGCUGCUGCUACCGUCACGGCAAUUGCACCGGGUGCUCUUAUCACUCAAGACACGGAUAUUGUGCUUAAUGAGGGCCGUAAGGCACGUGUACUGCAGAUCACGAACCUGUCGGACCGACCUAUUCAAGUUGGGAGUCACUACCACCUCAUUGAGGCCAAUCCGUACUUAGAGAUGGACCGGAAGUUGGCUUACGGUCAUCGUCUGAACAUUGCGGCGGGCACAGCGGUGCGAUUCGAGCCUGGUGAUCAGAAGACCGUGUCUAUCGUGCCUAUAGCAGGCAAUAAGGUCAUUACUGGAGGGAAUAACCUUGCGACGGGGGUCGUGGACGAGUCCAAAGUGGACGCUAUUGUCGCCAAGGCGGUGGCUGAGGGUUUCCACCACCGAGAACUGGAGCUCAGUACGCUUCCACGUCAUGUGACCAAGCCGGAGUUUGGAGUCUGUAAGAUGCCUAGAAGUGUCUAUGCGCAGACGUAUGGUCCAACGACGGGAGACGUCGUGCGUCUGGGAGAUAUGGAGUUGUAUGUGGCGGUUGAGAAGGAUAUGACAGUAUACGGAGAUGAGUGCAAGUUUGGAGGAGGCAAAGUACUGCGAGAAGGUAUGGGACAAGCGUCUGGCAGGAAUUCCGCUCAGGUUGUGGACACCAUCAUCACCAAUGCGCUGAUUGUGGACUACACGGGCAUCUACAAGGCCGAUGUGGGCAUCAAGGACGGCUUGAUUGCAGGAAUCGGCAAGGGAGGCAACCCAGAUGUGAUGGAAGGUGUCCUGCCUGACCUGAUUGUAGGCGUGAACACGGAAGUGAUUGCCGGAGAAGGGUUAAUUCUGACUGCUGGGGGCUUCGAUGCUCACGUGCACUUUAUCUGCCCUCAGUUGUGUACUGAAGCACUUUCAAGUGGCUUGACGACGCUAGUUGGAGGAGGGACUGGCCCAGCUACGGGGACAAAUGCGACGACGUGCACUCCGGGGCCAAAUCACAUAAAAAUGAUGCUCCAAGCGACAGACUCGACGCCGAUGAACAUUGGUUUAACUAGUAAAGGUAACACUUCGCUUCCUGAAGGUCUCCAGGACACUAUUGAUGCUGGUGCUGUCGGUAUGAAGCUUCACGAAGACUGGGGGACGACACCUGCUGCUAUUGACAACUGUCUCAACGUGGCGGAGAAGAACGACGUUCAAGUGACAAUCCACACGGAUACGCUGAACGAAUCGAGCUGCGUGGAGCACACUAUCAAGGCAUUUAAGGGCCGAACGAUCCAUACUUACCAUAGUGAAGGUGCUGGCGGGGGCCACGCUCCAGAUAUUGUGACGGUAUGUGGAGAGUUGAAUGUGCUGCCGUCGUCUACCAACCCAACGCGUCCGUACACUCGCAAUACGAUUGAUGAGCACGUGGAUAUGCUGAUGGUGUGUCAUCAUUUGGACAAGAACAUCGCUGAAGACGUGGCUUUCGCUGAGUCUCGUAUCCGUGGCGAGACUAUCGCUGCUGAAGACUUGCUGCACGAUAUGGGCGCGAUCAGUAUCAUUUCCUCGGACUCGCAGGCUAUGGGACGUAUUGGCGAAGUGGUUACCCGCACGUGGCAGACAGCUGACAAGAUGAAGAAGGAACUGGGUCUCCUUCCUGAAGACGCGGCGUCCGAGCACAAACGCGACAACUUUAGAGUCCGACGCUACGUGGCCAAGUACACGAUCAACCCUGCUAUCGCUCAUGGGAUGGCGCACCUCAUCGGCUCUGUGGAGGUGAACAAACUUGCCGAUCUUUGUCUGUGGAAGCCGUGUUUCUUCGGCAGUAAACCUGAGCUGGUGAUCAAGGGAGGUGCUAUCGCUUACGCUCAGAUGGGCGACCCCAACGCCUCCAUCCCGACCCCACAGCCCGUGAAGAUGCGACCAAUGUUUGGAGCUUUAGGUGCUGCCGUUGGAAUGGGCUCUAUCGCCUUCGUUAGCAAGAGUUGCGUGGACAAGAAGAUUGCUCAGUCGUACGGACUCAAGAAACGUGUUGAGGCAGUUCGCAACUGUCGCGGAGUCACCAAGAAAGACAUGAAGCUGAACGAUGCGUUGCCGAAGAUUCAGGUCGAUCCAGAGACGUACAAGGUGCACGCGGAUGAGAAACUCUUGACUUGUGGACCAGCGACGUCGUUGCCACUGACACAAAGAUUCUUCCUGUUCUAA
Molecule: messenger RNA, 2529 nt
Organism: Phytophthora infestans T30-4
Lineage: Eukaryota; Oomycota; Peronosporomycetes; Peronosporales; Peronosporaceae
Product: urease, putative
Exons: 1
Coding region: 1-2529 (842 amino acids)
Biological process (GO): urea catabolic process
Cellular component (GO): urease complex
Molecular function (GO): urease activity; nickel cation binding
Source: RefSeq, a predicted model, not a curated record